GGUUUCCUGAACAUUUUGAAAGUGAAGGUUGCUGAGGGCUAAAAGGAAUUGAGAAAACUCAGAAAUAAUCUUCAAUUUUCAACAAUAUAAUUUUGCUCAUAGUCCGAAUUUCUUUUAGUUGCAAUAAAUCAUUUUUUUAGACAUUUAUAUGCAAUAGACAUCUUGAAAUCGGUGUGUAUGUAUCAUUUAGUAAUAUCAUAAACGAUUCAUUGUUUAUCAAAACUUACACAAAUUUAAUUUCAUUAACAGUUGAUUAUGCUUCGUUCAGUUAAUUUAACCAAAACUUUUAUAAGGAGUUACGUUAAAUUACCUCUUGGAAUCUGCCGAGAAAAGUCAGUGAAAUGUUACGAAUUAAAGUCUAGGAGUGUUCUCAAAAUAACUGGAAAAGAUUCUUCGUCUUUUCUACAAUCAGUUAUAACAAAUGAUAUGAGAUGCUUGGAAAACAGCUGUCAAUCCCUAUUUGCGUUUAUAUUAAAUCCACAAGGGAGAAUAUUAUAUGAUGUUAUUUUGUAUAGCUAUUUAAGCCAACCUGCACAAUCUUUCUAUUUAGAAUGUGAUCAUUCCAUUAGAAAGGACUUGUUGAUGCUAUUAAAAAAAUACAAGAUUCGAAGAAAUGUUAACCUAGAUCCAGAGGAUUUAACUCUUAUUCAUUGUGAAGAAGAAUUAGCUGAUUGUCCUGGACUGUUAUUGCAAAAUAAAGACCCACGUGUGAAGCAAUUUGGUUAUAGGGCUUUAAUUGAGAAAAAUAAAUUUCAGGAUCAUUUAGAAAAUGAAGAAAACUAUAAAAAGAAAAGAUUUGAAUUAGGAAUAGGAGAGGGAAUAAAAGAUCAUCCAAUUGCUAAAUGUUUUCCAUUAGAAUCAAAUGGUGUUUUCUUACACGCUGUAGCUUUCGAUAAAGGAUGCUAUGUUGGACAAGAAUUGACUGCAAGGACUCAUCACACCGGCGCAACUAGAAAAAGAAUUAUGCCUUUGGAACUCAGCGAACCGAUUAAUGCUCACAGUGCUAUCAUCUGUACAGAGGAAGGAAAGUCCGUUGGAGUUAUUCGAGAUCAUAUUGGUAGGAGAGCUAUAGGCUUAAUGAGAGUUAGGGAGUCAGUUAAUGCAAAAGAACUUUACGCAAAAGAGAAUGUGGAAGGUGAAACUCUUUCAAGAGUCAAGACAAAUAUCCCUUUUUGGUGGCCUAUUGAUAAAGAUGAAAGGUUGAGACAACUUUUAGGGUUAUCGGCUUUACCUGUUUAA
Messenger RNA from Dimorphilus gyrociliatus, 1239 nucleotides. The record is from the annotation of a GenBank genome assembly. NCBI's taxonomy places the organism in Eukaryota, Metazoa, Annelida, Polychaeta, Dinophilidae.